AUGAUAGGUGGCAAGCUUUUAUCGUGGAGAACCUGGCGACAACAUCAGAAGAACCAUCCUCAACAUAUAACUACUGUUCUGACAAAUUCUUCAUCUCAUACAAUAUCUCGUACAACUCAACGACCUAUAACUAAUUCAAUAAUUCAAAAGCUCAACACUUUCAAUGGACAUAGUAACUUCGAUGAUGAAAACGUGAUAGAUUAUUUUAACACACAAUUGGACCAAAGUAACUUUGAUGAUGAAAAUGAGAUAUAUUCUGACACACAAAUGAAUGAAUUUGAAGACCAUAAUGAGGGUAGUAUAAAUAUGGCAGAGACAUCUUUAUAUACGGAAAUAAUAGAAAUCUCACUUCAAGAAUAUAACAAGUCAGCGUCAAAUAAGACUUUAGUUUAUAAGCCAAAAAGAUUAUCAACAUUGCAACUAGAUCAUUUGUCAAUGGAUGAUCAAAGCGAUGACAAUAAUAAAUCUAAUAGCUCUAAUCAAAGCGAACAAGGUAGUGAUUCCAAUCAAAGUGACGAAAAUAAUAAUUCUGAUCAGGAUGAAUAUGACAUUUAUGAAGAAAUCGACAUCAAUGAGGAAACUGAUAAUGAACAUUACGAAAGAAUUAAACUAUCUUCGUUAUUAAAUGCUAAUUCAAGGUUACCAGAUACCUUUCCAGAACCAUCAUAUAAUCCAGUACGACUUUUAUAUAAUCCACCACUUUUAAAAGAAAAUUAUGUGACACAAUGGAUUAUUCUUUGGUUAUUUUUUUUCCAAAGAGCAUUUAUGAUUACUAAGACUGGAAUAAUGACUUUAUUUAUUUUUUUAAGCCAAUUAUUAACUUUUAUAGAUGCAUUUCAAUUUCAAACUUUUCCAAAAAGUCAAUACUUUGUUGAAAAAAUUAUCGCACAACCCGAAUUGAUACUCAAAUAUAUAGUGUGCUUGCGUUGUCAUUCUCUUUACUUACCUGCGGAAUUGCAUUUAAAAAUUACAGAACAUACAAAAUGCCCUAUAUGUCAAAAAGUCUUAACGAAGGCUAUUAGGGGGUCAGGUGGAAAACUUAAAUAUAAACCUCAAACGAUUUAUCCUUAUCAAUCUAUUAUUACGAGAAUUGCGUCAAUAUUAGCAGAUGAAUCAAAUGAAAGAUUAAUGAAUUCACCAUUUAAGCGGCAAAUUGAGAAUGGUGUAUUAGGUGAUAUUUAUGACGGAAAAGUUUGGCAAGAAUUUUUAGAUGAGCAAGGACAGCCAUUUUUUCCUGUAGUCAAUGAACUAAAGCAACUUUGGAGUAGACAAUUGUUUAAAACUACUUUAUAUCCAAUCAGACGUAUGUUUCAUUGUGCAUUAAUUCAAAUUGCAUGUGAUAUACCAGCUGCACGUAAGGUUACAGGACUAGUAUCGCAUUCUUCAAAACAUGCAUGCAGUAAAUGUACUCGAGUUUUUUCAUGCUUUUCAGGAUCUUCCAAACUUGAUUACUCUAAUUGUAUUCAAGAUGAUCCACCAUUGACUAAUGCUAAACAUCGACGAAUAGCAUUUCAAUACAAAAUUAGAUUCCCAAAGCUUGGUAUUAAACAAUUACAUGAAAUUCAAAACCUAAUUGAUGCAACUCCUUUACCAGUUGAUAUGGGACGUAUAAACUUUAAGAUCACAUCAGGUUUCGAUACACUUACAGCAGAUCAAUGGAAGACCCAAAGAAUUAUAACUGAAGCUGAAAUUGAAGCUGGUCAUAAAGCUAUGAUAGCAUUUUUACAGUAUGCUGAACAAAUUUAUGAACUUGGUUUAUUUCCUAACUCAAAUCGUAAUAUGGAGCUCGAAGUGCUAGAAAAUUUUAAUUAUCAAAUCUAUAUUCAACAAAUUAAAGCCAAAGCUUAUCUCUACUUGUCACAAGAUUUUUUAUCAUCAUUAGAUUUAAUUGUACAAUCUAAUAUUGAAAAAACUGGAUCUUUGGGACAUUAUAAUUUUACAGUUCAAGAGGCAUUAGACUUCUGUACAAUGUCUGGUGGAUUAAUUAAUCAUAUUGUAACUGGUUCAGAACAAUUUCCUGAUUAUUUUAUUGGGCCUUUUCAUGAGAUUACCUUAUCAAUUAAGAUGACUAAAUUUCUUGUUCAAUAUUAUUCAAAUAUUUAUCCGAAUUAUAGCUUUCACAGUGAAAAUCAAAAACCAAAUUCAAAACAAUCAAUUCUAGUUUCUUCAACAGCCCGUCAAGCAAAAGCUCUUAAACUUGGAGAUGAAAUAUAUUAG
Messenger RNA from Dentiscutata heterogama, 2217 nucleotides. The record is from the annotation of a GenBank genome assembly. NCBI's taxonomy places the organism in Eukaryota, Fungi, Glomeromycota, Glomeromycetes, Diversisporales, Gigasporaceae.